Molecule: messenger RNA, 5330 nt
Organism: Haliotis rufescens (red abalone)
Lineage: Eukaryota; Metazoa; Mollusca; Gastropoda; Lepetellida; Haliotidae
Exons: 4
Coding region: 164-2029 (621 amino acids)
Biological process (GO): signal transduction
Molecular function (GO): protein binding
Source: RefSeq, a predicted model, not a curated record
AUAUUCAAUAGCGCUAUCGAGUGAUCGAUCGUUCGAACGCGGGUCGCCAAGCGCGAUUGUUAGAACGCAGCAAGUAUUUGAGAGCCGUCGGGUCGGUAUCGCGGUAAACGACGACAUUAGGUUUGGAGACGUUGGUAGGAGUAGACGUGAGAGUGGAUUUAACAUGGCUUUAAAGUUGCGGCCGGUGCUUGACCACCGAAUGCCGACGUUGGCGACCAAAGCAGCGUUCAUGAUGCCCGUGGGGGACGUGUCAGCUCAACAGAAGAAGAGGAACGCGCUGCACCAACUCGAAACCUGUCCACCCAGGUGUCUUAAAGAGGUUCGGCAACUCCUCACAAUGGAGAUCAAACACAUCCACAGAUGCCUGUCCAGAUUAGAGAGGUCAUACUAUGGCGGGAGACGGACAGUCCACCAGGAGGUUGAGAAGAUUAUAUAUCCCAUCAAGACAGUCAUGAAAUCUGCCCUCAUCUUCGAGUGCAAUUCCUCCUCCAACGUGGAAGAUGUCAAACGUCAGUCCAGUGUUCCCGAGUUCAAGGGCACGGCUGAAAACGUCCAGCUCUUCCGGGACGUGUACGCCAAGGUGAAGAGUUAUCUUCCCGACAAGAUCAGCGAGGUGACCAACUCGUGCCAUAAGCUGUCUGAGUUGCUAAGUAAGUACUGUGUGACCUUUUAUGAGCCUAACUCCGAGAAAGAUGGAUACCUGGAAACUGCAGCUCACUAUCAGGAACAGAUUGAAUCCUGGACUUCAAACAUUGAAUCAAGUUUGACAAGCGCCAAAGAGGUUUUCAGACGGUUCAAAGGGAGAGGGGUCACAACCUCCCAUCUCACUCCACCCGUGGCAAAUUUCGUUGCUAAGCAUAAUCUCCAUAAAGUCCUUUUCCUUGUUAUCUUCGCAGAUGCCUGUACGAACAUAAGAAACGCUUUGAGUCUGAUGACAUCAUGGUUGAAAACUGAUGAAACCUAUUCGGGGUUUCUCAAAAUUGACUUAAUUGAUUUAGAGACUGUAAAGGAAGAAAAGAUCAAAGCUUUGAGGGAUUCAAGGUCCAAGUAUCAUUCACUCACCUUCAAACUCAGCCAGUCAGAACUGGAAUAUUCAAAAGCGGAAACGGAAGUGGUGAACCUGCGCGAGCGGAGAGACAACUUGUUCCGAGAAGAGGAGCAUCUUGAGAAGCAAGUCAAUGACACCGAGCUGGAGAUUGAGUUUAAGCAGUACCGGAGGGAAAGUUUUAAGAUUGUGUUAGAUGACAGUCACCCCGAGGUGUCGGCGGAGACCUAUGAGGCCCUGACAGAGGACCUGAAGAACCUGAAAGAGAGACUGCCAGGGCUACAACGACAACUGGCUACUGUCAGGUACAAGUUGACAUGGGUGGAGGAGAAAACCCACCAACAGGAGAAGAUAGGAGAAGAGAUACAGCUGGUGCAGAAGGAGCUCCUGCAGGCGGGGGAAGAGAGGGGAAGAAAGGAGAAGGAGUACCUGGAGGUGGAGAAGAGUCUGAAGCUGGCAAGGCGGAUCCUGCUGUGUAAGACGAGCAAUGACGCCGUGGAGAAGAUCUACUACAGUAUUCCCGUACACGCCAGGAACAGCCGGCCCGUUGGGGUCCCAGCCAAGGCAGCCACACCUCUCGACAAAGCCUGCAAGGUGAUUUCAAGGACAAUAGAGCGAGACUGGGUACACGUCUACAGGAAUUUACCCUUCUUUCCCAAACGCGGCGCGGAGACAAUAGAGCGCGACAUCGGCGAACUGAGCACGACAGGUGCAAGAGGUACUCUGAUUGUUGUCGCCCGGCGAGCGCUGGACCGAUGGCGGCGUUAUCACACACGGGCCAUGGUGGACGACCUCAAGAUGGCGUUGAGGAAGGUCAGGAGGUUAGAUGUCGUCAAGGCGAUCGAGGUCGAACUGAAUCCGCCUGUGAAGGAAGAGGAGGAGGAUGACAUGGAUGAAAAGGUGCCCCCUGUUCCUCCGGAACUGUUGCCGUUCUAUGAACUUGGGGAGCGGUAUGAUCAACUCAGGGCUAUGAACCGGAUGUGAGGAGAUAGACCUGUUGCCAUUCUAUGAACUUGGCAGAGGUAUGACCAACUCAGGACUAUGGACAUGUUGUAAACAGAUGGAAAGGUUAUAUAGUGGAGUGAGCGAGGAAAUGAAUUUCGUUGGUGCGUUAAGUAUUAUUCCAAUAACAUCCCGACAUGUUUGUUUGUGAUUUAAGGCCAAACUCAGCAAAAGUCCAUCUAUAUGACGGUGGUCUGUAAAUAAUCGAAUCUGGACAAGACAAUCCAGUGAUUAACAUCAUGAGCACCGAUCCACGCAAUGGGGAUACGAUGACAUGCAUCAACCAAGUCAGCGAGCCUGACCAUCCUCUAACAUGCGUCUGUACUACUGAAAAGAAGUAAAAGAACACCCGAUUAUUUCAUAUCACCAUAGUCAAUCAGUCAUGUCAUGUAAUGCUAUAGUAAAAGGAAAUAAUCGGUUGUUCUCAAAAUUCUUUUGAGUAGUAUUUUUUACCCUCAAAUGUCCAGUUUCUUCUUGGUUGUCUCCUCCAUGGAGUUCCCAUAUCCCCAUUGUCCACAGUUCCAUGCCAUUCAUGCAACGCAGUGGAAUUCCAUGUUGGUACAAGUUCUGAGUUACAAAGGGGGAAUAUAUAAAUACGGUAUUUCCUAGCUCUCACGCGAUACUUGGUCUAUAUCUUCACACACAGAGGUGUAUUGUGUGGCGACAGCGAGUGAUAAGCGAGAGAACAAGGAUCUAGCCACAACAAAUACAACAUCGGAUAUAAUAUCAAAGAUAUCAAAGAUUCCUUCUGAGGCAUAUUUACCAACUUAUUAAAAGAAAUGGUUCUUGUUCAGAUAUACUUUCCUGACUAUUUUAGUCGGCCAAGUCGGCGAGCCUGACCACCAGAUCCCAUUAAUCGCCCCUUACGACACGCAUAGUCACCUAUUCUAAGCCGGAUCUUCACGGGUGAAAUGUUCACGUACCAUCAAGGGCUGUGCUGCUUAGAAAUAGAUCAGUUGGUUCGUUUAUGGGUGAGUGACUCCAUGAGCAGAAUGCGGCUUCUCUCAUUGUCCCCAUGUGAAAAUCGAACCUGAAUUUUCGGCGGGAUAAGCAAACAAUUAAAUCACUUCGCUACCGAUUCUGUAGAAUCCUGCCCAGGUGAUAAGCAAACAACAAAUCACUUGGCUACCGAUGCUGUAGAAUCCUGCCUAUGUGAGUGCAUAUUGAUAUUUUAAAUGAGAAUAUGUGAAGAACCGGGUUCAGUAACCCAUUUUUACCGUAAAAGAACUAACAGAUCGGGUGGUCUGGCGCGCUGACUUGGUUGAAGCAUGUCAUCGAACCCCAUUUGCGUAGAUCGAGGAUCAUGACAUUAGUCUCUGGGGUGUCUGGUACAGACUGUGUCAUAUAACUGUAAUAUUGCUGGGUGUGACGUUAAACAACAAACAAACGAAUCAAACCAAUCUAAGGUUGUUUCUUGAAGGAGGUUGUCAAUCGGAUUAAAUAACGAUCAAAUUGACUCUAGGUUGCUUUGUGCUGACAGCCCCAGGUCAGUGACUUGAAGUAUCGCGGUAAGUUGAAUAAGAAGUUUUGACCUUAGUGAAUAUGCAAAAUGCCAUGCAAAGGUCGUUAUAGCAGAAUUCACAGUUGUUGUUGUUGACAAAGGCGAUCACAAAACAUAGUCGAGAUCAUCCUCGAAUAUCGAGUAUUUAUAUCUCCAUUCUAUUACCGUAUUCGACGUAAUAAGCGCCCCGCUCUAUUAAGCGCCCACGGCGAUAUUUGCUAAUAUAUUGGCUUGUGAACAACCCCAAUUAGCAUCCUUUCCGAUUGAUCAAUGGACAAAUGACUUACUUAUUCGCAUACAAUACGCACUCGUGUGUUAUAUGCACCUAUAAUUAUGGGCAAUUAAAUUCUGGAAUAAUAUAUGUCUAUAUAAACAUUUCAGGCUGUCAGCAUAAACCACGGAAUUUACCUUUCAACUCUGUAUUUUUUCACUAAAAUACUCUCCUAAUAAGAGCCCCCUAUUUCUAAUUUUGAGGGCGCCCUGGGCGCUUAUUACGUCGAAUACGGUAACAUAAAUUCGCGAACCGAUUCGCAAGCCCAGCUUCGUGCGAAUGACACGACGUUAGAUAUAAUUAUCACGUGCAGUAAUACAAACGACAUUUCGAUUGCUUCGGAACGAAAAUAUAUUUUGUACCAAUUUUUAUCGAAAGUUAGCAUGCAUUUUCUUGGCAUUCACAGUGAGCUUUUUUACGGUUGGUCUGCUUUUCGAGACUGUCCGUAAUAACGAGGUGACACUUCACCGAAGACGUUGCCAGUGAUGUUGUUUACCUGUACCGGACGAAGCAUCCAGCUGACUUUCUGCCCUUUCGUGUCUAAGCUGGUAGUACAAGGCGAUCCCCAUGGUUAUGCACAGUGGUAGACUCUGCUGGAGACUUUUGUCUUAGCCUUAUUGACAUCGAUAUUAAUAAUUGCAGUGUUUCGGGAUAAUUUAGCAUUGGUACCUUUUGGUUUAGAUCGCCAUAUUUUGGACUUCGAUAUUCCCUUUUUUUGUAUUUUGUACUUGCCGAGCUUUGUCACAAACUCUGCGUUACAAUCAUCAUAAGUACCUAUCCAUGUUCCGUGUAGAUUUUUACAUUGUCUUUUGUAAUACCAUAAAAAAUUGAUCGAUUUUAGAUCAUGAUUGUUUCAAGUGUGUUUUCGGGAGGCAAUGUAUGAGCGGGUGAGAUGUGUUUUAUGCCGCUUUAACAAUAUUCCCGUUAUAACACGGUGUGAUAGCUUAAAGGGGAAAUCCCGAAAUUAUACAGAUCUAAGACACAUCUUAAAGUUUCUUAAUGUGGUUCUUAUUACGCUCGUCAUCGAAUCCAAAUUGUGUAGAUGGAUGCUCUUGAUGUUAAUCACUGGAUUGUCUGGUCCAGACUCCAUCGUUUACAGACCGCCGUCAUAUAGCUGGAAUAUUGCUGAGUGCGGCGUUAAAAACAAACAAACAAACAAAACGUGUAGGCAUCAAUGGAAUACUGUAAGGGAUUUUGCAUUAAACAGCUACAAAAUACACUUUUUUUUGUCAGUUGACGUGUCUCUUUCAGAAGUCAAUACAUAUUAGCAGUUGUCUCUCUUUGGUGAUUAGUAGACGCAACGGUAGAUCUCCAGUAUUGCUUGUUUACCUUGAAAAUCAGUCUCCAGCGUGUAGCUUGUAGGCAUUGUGAUGAAUGUUAAAGUGUGUACAUAAGAUAUUUAUUUAUUGAUAUGUAUAAAAGUACUCUAACGCAGAAGGUAUACUCUGCUUAUAUAUAUUGUUAACAUCAUGUAAUAUUGUUGCAUGAAUAAAUUGAACUGCUGAGAUAUU